GGUGCUGCGCGGUAGCAGACAAAACAAUAGUUGAAUGGGGAGACACGGCUCAAGCACCUGGCCCCAACGGGGGAACUUACGGCGACUGCCAACUGGAGGAGGCGCACAGGCAGCGAGAGGCGCAGCACUAAGCAGUGUAGGGCACUGCAUCGCCGAUUGGAGUUAGGUCAUUAAGGAGGCGGAGUAGGGCACUGCGUCGCCGACGGCGAGGGGAAAUUCUGGCUCAAUGCGAGACGGAGAGGGUGAACUGUUUCGGCGCAGGAUUCAAGGAGAGGGAAAGAAAGUGAAUUGGGUCAAAUAUAGCAGGUCAAAAAAUGUGGGUCGGGUCAACCCGUGAUCCGCGAAAAGAUCAACAUGUACAUGUACAUGUUUGGUUUGUGUUAUGCCACGUUUGGCGUGUACGAUCGCGAUCGAGUAACCUUAAUUUGCUGCUCUCAGUAAUUUCAUUCAUGGAGCUCGCUAGAGUAGUGAAGCUUCCACUUUCUUCAUUCCUUGUUCGGGAAAAACAAAUCCAACACCCAAACACGCCAUUAAUCCACACUAGAAAAAGCCUUCGGCACCAGAAUCUCAAUUCAUCUCCCAAUUAUUCCAUCACGCCAAAAACCCAUUUCAAAUCCCAACUUAACGAUGAAACAACAAGAAGCAAUUCUGAAAUCUGUGGUGCCAAAUUCAACCAGAAAACCCCAUCUGAAAAGACAAAUAACCUCGAAAGUUACGCGCCCACAAUGUCUGAGAUCGUGGAGUCAUCCAGAUUGCAGAACCUCGAUCUUCAGCUUCAAAGAUUUGGGCCCUUUUUCAGGAUUACCGCCAAAAGCUUGGAAUCGGGAAGUGAAUUGGGGAGGGCGGAGGGAGUGAUUAGGUUUUGGUUUGGGGGCAAAAUUCUGCAUUUGGAUUCGAUGAAGCUUCAGAGGGAGACAAUUGGGAUGAGUAAAUCCAUAUUUGGGAUUGGGUUAUUUCUUGGCGCUGUAGCGAUAAGGCUUGGAUAUGACUGUGGAUGCGUUAAAGCUGAGUUGCUUGCUAUCAACGACACUCAUCUUUACCAUUCCAAGCUUGUGAGAUUUUACAAGAGGCUAGGGUUCAAAGAAGUGUACGAGGUAAAAGGAGGAUCAGUACGAGAUUUGAGCGACAUGUUAGUUUGGGGUGGUGUUGGAACUCGCAUGGAUGCCAAUCUGCAACACCUCAUGCUCAAAUGGUGUUCUAGAUUCAAACCAACUGCUCCCACCUAAAUUCAAUCUCUACUCUUGUAUAAAAGCACAAUUUAUUCACCAAAUAGCAUUGGGGUAUUAAUGUGUUUGUUUUAUUUUAUUUUUAAUAAAAAAAUAUUUUAAAA
Salvia miltiorrhiza (redroot sage) is the source of this 1330-nucleotide messenger RNA. RefSeq lists its product as uncharacterized. The transcript has 2 exons. NCBI's taxonomy places the organism in Eukaryota, Viridiplantae, Streptophyta, Magnoliopsida, Lamiales, Lamiaceae. The record is from RefSeq and is a predicted model, not a curated record. Bases 315 to 1226 code for a protein of 303 amino acids.